Exserohilum turcica Et28A is the source of this 1293-nucleotide messenger RNA. RefSeq lists its product as uncharacterized. The record is from RefSeq and is a predicted model, not a curated record. NCBI's taxonomy places the organism in Eukaryota, Fungi, Ascomycota, Dothideomycetes, Pleosporales, Pleosporaceae. Bases 24 to 1097 code for a protein of 357 amino acids. The transcript is spliced from 3 exons. Gene Ontology annotation, molecular function: nucleic acid binding.
CCUUCACAAGCCAGGAAGCCACGAUGGGUCUCGCCGCGCCAAAGAACCGCACCAAGAUCUCCAAUGAUCCGCAAAACACAAAUUGGGCGAACAACACGUCGCGCUUCGGCCAUCGCAUGUUGACUUCGCAGGGGUGGCAACCGGGCAGUUCUCUAGGCGCCAAAGAUGCCUCUCACGCCGCUCACUACACGGCCGCCUCGCAAUCGCAUAUCCGGGUUUUUCUCAAGGACGACAAUCUGGGCUUGGGCGCAAAGCGGGGGAGUGAACGCGCCGAGAACUUUGGGCUUGCGGGACUGCAGAGCAUUCUUGGGCGACUGAAUGGCAAGGAGGAGGAAGUCAAGAAGGAAGAGGAGAGGCGCGAGGAGAUUGAGAAGAGGGCUUUUGUAUACCGGAAAUACGGCAUGAUGAACUUUGUCAGCGGUGGCUUCUUGGUCGGCGACAAGAUCACAAAGAAGUCGGAUAUCAAGAAGGAGGUUGAGAUUAAGACGGAGACGCACAUCAAGUCUGAGCCUGAGAGCGAUGAUGGCGGCGUGGGCAAGACGGACAAGAAGAAGAAGAAGAGAAAGCGAGAGGAGCGCGACGACGAGGAACCCAAGCUAAAGCGCAAGAAGAAGAGCACAGAUGCGAGCGAUGAGGCCAAGACUGAGAGCGACACGUCAAAGUCGAAGAAACACAAAAAGGACAAGUCGAAGAAGUCGAAGCGGGCGUCUUCAUCCGAUGCCGAAGCCUCCGAUGCACUCGCAACCCCCGCGUCUGAUCCAGAGCCACUUACAGACAAGGCACGGCGCAAAGCAGAGAAGAAGGCACGCAAAGAGGAGAAGAAGGCUAAGAAGGCGCUCAAGAAGGCGCUCAAGAAGGCAGCCAAAAAGGCAGCCAAGAAGGACAGCUCAGACGACUCUUCGUCAGAGAGCGACGAGGAAAACACACCGGGCUCAUCAGCGCCUGUGUCGGGUGCGUCUACCCCAGCACCUGCCGGUCUAACAUACAACCCUCGCGGUAUGCAUGCAGUGAGACAGAGGUGGAUCCGACAGAAGAAAGCUGCGACUAUGGAUGCGCAAGCAAUGAAGGAGAUUUUCAUGAUCAAGACACCGUCGUAGCCGUGUUGGGCGCAUAAACAUGGAUUGCAUAGCGAGGCGUUGCUGGUUUCUGUUGUAGUAUUCUUGGAUGGUUUCGGUAGACAGCGCUACCACUUCUUGGAGCGAGUGUGUCGGAGAUGGUUACAAAACGGCAACACUGACGUCCUCACCUGAGACGACGAGUUAGACCGAGCACGGUGGCAAUAGAGUUCGAUUG